UCUGUGUUCACUUUUCGUUAUGUCCUGAAGGGGUCGCUGUGAGGCGCAUGCGCACUGUGCUUGUUUUGGUCCAUAUCCUGCUCCAGACUCGGAUCAUAACCAGACUAACCCGCCGGGACCUUAGCCAGGUCAAAGGUCAUGGCGCUCAUCUCUCUGGAAGACCUGGAGGGACUGGACGAUGACAUCACCGACGACAUCAGCGAUGACAUCACAGAGGAGCAGCCAAUGGCAGAGGACCAUCUGCUGUCGCACUGGCAACGGGUCGGCUCCACCCACCAGGUGUCCGUCCCCACAGAAAUGACCGGCCCGAUCCAUGAAAUGACCCGGAACAGCCACCAGAGGGAGACACUGCCCUACGCCCCCAUCUCCUCCCACCAGAAGGUGGGCGAGCUGCAGUAUGAGGAGCGUCUUUAUUCCGCCGGGCGUUGGGCUUGUGUGACUCGUUCAGACUCGUUGUAUGAACAGAGCAUCUCCACAGGCUUCAUGAAGCUCAUGAAAUACAUCUGCAAAGAGAACAGCCUCGGUCAGUACUUGGGGAUGACGGUUCCGGUCGUGAGUUUGGUCCAAAUGACUGAAGAUGGAUCCGGGUUCCAGAAGCCGGUCCUGACCGGGUUUUUCCUGCCGACGCAGUACCAGAACUGCCCCCCCGCCCCCCUGGACCCCGACAUCCAAGUCCAGAACUGGGAUCCGCUCACCGUCAUCGCCCGGCCGUUCUUUGGGACCACAAACGAGGCGACGGUGAGUCGUCAGAUCUCGGCGCUGUGGGAGGUUCUGGCCGAGUCGGACGGCGUGCGGCGAGACCGUUACAUGAUCGCCGUGUUCGAGAACCCCGGGGUCCCGCAGCGCCGCAACGAGAUCUGGUUCCUGCGAGAGCAGCUCUGAGUCGCCUCGGCCCCGCCCCCGGAGAAAACGUCCGACGAUCCGCUACGACCGCGCCGACGUAGAUUCACCCGCACUGACCACGCCCCCUCCAAGUCACACGUCCACUCCAGCCCCGCCCCCAGAGAACACAUCCAAACACCAACAGAGUGUAGAACAUGAGAUGUUCAGGGCCAAAUCCUGAAGUGAAGUUUCCUCCUUGAGUUUGUAAAAGUCCAAAUUUCUUUUCCUCCUGUUUUGUGUAAAUGAGUUUAAACAGUCAGACGCAGGUUAUUAUGUGACGGGCGCCGCCCCGGCGGCGUCUGCGCUGCAAGCGUCUGCAGUACGUGAGGAGCCCCCCAGCCCUGCGCUCUGUGGUCAAACUCACGCCGCGGUCACUCUCCAAUGGCAGAACUCUACUGCCCCCCCCACUGCAUCAGCCCCCCCUCCACUAACUCCGGCUCUUUCACCUCUUGAACGGCUCCCUGUGACGGGGCCGCC
Boleophthalmus pectinirostris (great blue-spotted mudskipper) is the source of this 1359-nucleotide messenger RNA. RefSeq names its product heme-binding protein soul4 (gene soul4). NCBI's taxonomy places the organism in Eukaryota, Metazoa, Chordata, Actinopteri, Gobiiformes, Gobiidae. The transcript has 6 exons. The record is from RefSeq and is a predicted model, not a curated record. The coding region runs from base 139 to 882 and encodes 247 amino acids.